CACUCUCUCUCUCUCCUUCUGAUAUGUCAAAAUCCUCCGAUCCAACCAUUUUUUAUUCUUCGAACUGUUUUUAUAUUUCUGAAAAAUCUCACUUUCGUUAUCCGUUUACAAUUUCGACCAAGAAGCGUCUUCUCAGUGACAGGCUAGCAUGCAAAGAUUCAUAUAACAAGUGUAUAUAUAUAUAUAUAUAAAUAAUUAUCCAAAUAUUUGAAAUAAUAUAUUUGCUUGAGAAAAUUGAACCUUGAGCUCGAAUUGUUGGUGUGGAAAGAGAGUUUGGAACAUGGUGGGUGGUAUUGUUGGGAGUAACAUGGCGGCGACUGAUGCGAGGAGGUUUCUAAGUUCGAAUUUUGGCAACAGUUUCAGCAGAAUCCACAGAUGGGAUUUCCACGAUCGGUCCCAGAUCGCAAUCCCUAGAGCUCAAUCUUCUUCAUCCUCCGACAAGAACCGCCGCGAAAAGAAGCCCAGGAACCGACCCGUCACCACAGCUACAAAGGAAGGCGAAGAGACGUCUGCGAAGAAACUCGACGCACCUCCUCCCCCGCCGCCUCCGCGGACUCAGUCUCCGUCUCCGCCGCCGCUGAAACUCGACGAUGUGAAUCCCGUGGGUUUGGGACGGCGAUCGCGGCAGCUCUUCGACGAGGUGUGGCGUAAAUUCUCCGGCUUGGGUCAGAUUUCGAGGACGACGAGACCCGAUGAGCAGGAUGCUCUCGACAGUCUUCUCAUCAGAGAAGGGCCUAUGUGCGAGUUCGCCGUCCCCGGCGCUCAAAACGUCACCGUUUUAGUCGUUGGAGCCACUAGCAGAAUCGGCCGUAUCGUCGUCCGUAAACUCAUGCUCCGUGGCUACACCGUCAAGGCACUGGUGAGGAAAACAGAUGAGGAAGUGAUAAGCAUGUUGCCAAGAUCGGUAGAUAUUGUGGUCGGUGACGUGGGCGAACCGUCAACGCUUAAGUCUGCGGUGGAAAGCUGCAGCAAGAUCAUCUAUUGCGCCACUGCUCGGUCUACUAUCACUGCUGACCUCGUCCGGGUUGAUCAUUUGGGUGUUUAUAACCUCACCAAGGCUCUUCAGGAUUACAAUAACAGACUAGCGCAGCUGAGAGCUGGUAAAAGCAGCAAAAGCAAGCUUUUGAUUGCCAAGUUCAAGUCUGCUGAGGCGCUUGACGGUUGGGAAGUUCGUCAAGGGACUUACUUUCAGGACACAACUGCUUCUAAAUAUGAUGGUGGGAUGGAUGCUAAGUUCGAGUUCACCGAAUCUGAGAGAGCUGAGUUUUCAGGUUAUGUUUUCACCCGAGGAGGAUAUGUUGAGUUGUCUAAGAAACUUUCACUUCCACUAGGUUCCACUCUUGACAGGUAUGAAGGCUUAGUUCUUUCUGUUGGUGGGAACGGAAGAUCCUACGUUGUAAUCCUUGAAGCUGGUCCUUCAUCAGAUAUGUCUCAGAGCAAACUGUAUUUCGCUAGGAUUACUACCAAAGCUGGAUUUUGUCGAGUAAGGGUACCAUUUUCAGCUUUUCGUCCGGUUAAUCCAGAAGAUCCACCGCUAGAUCCGUUUCUCGUUCAUACAUUGACAAUACGUUUUGAGCCUAAAAGACAGAGACCAGUUGAUGGUGUUGCUGGUGCACAACAGGAUCUAAGAAGCUUUAGCCUUGUAUUCGAGUACAUCAAGGCUUUGCCUGCCGGUCAAGAAACCGACUUUAUAUUGGUUUCAUGUACUGGUUCUGGAGUAGAACCCAACAGAAGGGAGCAAGUGCUAAAAGCUAAGAGGGCUGGUGAAGAUUCAUUGAGAAGAUCAGGCCUUGGAUACACCAUUAUUCGUCCUGGUCCCUUGAAGGAGGAGCCAGGCGGUCAACGAGCUCUGAUAUUUGAUCAGGGAAACAGAAUAUCUCAGGGCAUUAGUUGCGCGGAUGUGGCUGAUAUUUGUGUCAAGUCACUGCACGAUUCAACGGCGAGAAACAAAAGCUUCGAUGUUUGCCAUGAAUACGUUGCUGAGCAAGGAAUAGAGCUCUACGAGCUGGUGGCUCAUUUGCCAGACAAGGCGAACAACUAUCUGACUCCUGCUUUAUCUGUACUUGAGAAGAACACAUGAUACAAAGUUUCCCUCGCAAUCCAGAAAUGAAAAGGAAGAAUCCUUUUUCUGCUGUUGUAUUCAUCUCAACCUCUGAUAUACAUUACAUAUAUACAUACGUGUACUUGUAUAAUCUGUACAGACAAGAAUCUCUUCUUCCUUGGUAUCUAUCUCCUCUGACAUUGUUGUCUUAUAUUCAUCUUUUGAGUUUGUGUAAUACAAGAAAAGGGUGCGAAAUUCUUGUUUUCUA
Messenger RNA from Brassica napus (rape), 2309 nucleotides. Its product is annotated as protein HIGH CHLOROPHYLL FLUORESCENCE PHENOTYPE 173, chloroplastic. The coding region runs from base 281 to 2080 and encodes 599 amino acids. The transcript is spliced from 13 exons. The record is from RefSeq and is a predicted model, not a curated record. Lineage: Eukaryota; Viridiplantae; Streptophyta; Magnoliopsida; Brassicales; Brassicaceae.